Messenger RNA from Paracoccidioides brasiliensis Pb18, 198 nucleotides. RefSeq lists its product as uncharacterized. Bases 1 to 198 code for a protein of 65 amino acids. The transcript is spliced from 2 exons. The record is from RefSeq and is a predicted model, not a curated record.
AUGACACAAAACCCAAUCAGAUAUAAAAUCCGGCGGUCGCAGCAUGGGUGGCUUCAAAUCAUGUCACGUAAUGACCCCUGGGGAGCAUUCCAGGGCACUGACCGCUGCACCAGGAGCAAAAGACAAGGAUUUGAAGGCGACAAACUUCAGCCUGCUCUCACUAAUAUAGAAUAUUACCAGCACCUUGACAAAUUAUGA